Parascedosporium putredinis is the source of this 1281-nucleotide messenger RNA. Lineage: Eukaryota; Fungi; Ascomycota; Sordariomycetes; Microascales; Microascaceae. The record is from the annotation of a GenBank genome assembly.
AUGGCCGCCAAUCUUAGGAGCCGCCGCAAGAGCAUAUGGCUGUCGACGAUCGCUGAGGAAUGGCGAGCAUUUUACUGGAUCUUCACCUCCGAGCCCCGAAAAGGCCCCGCCCGGCGGCCACCCCCACCGAGUCCUCUCCACCACCGCCGCGCGGCCGAUGCUCACGACAUGGACCCUCGCCUCGACCUCCUCCCCCGCGCGCGCCUACGCCGCUCCUUCCACCCAACCCCCGCCUUCAUGCCCCGCCGCCGCGACUUCUUCACCUCCAACGUCUACCUCCAGAAUAAAGAACGCUUCGAGCGAGGCCCCAGCCACGCCAACAGCGAAGAAGCGAGCGGCGCCGACGUGGACCCGGCCGCCCCCGGCGCGCACCCGGCGAAGCGCAAGGCCCGCACAACGGGCCCGGUCCGCGACGUCCCGCGACGGCGGCGGCGGCGGCGGUGCCCCUCACCGGCCUUGAUCAGCGCCGUCUGCGUCGCCGAGGGCUUCAACAUGACGGCGGUGCCCCGCCUCCUCUCCGACCGCGGCUACGAGAUCGACCCGGACGGCACGGGCUUCGAGGCCGCCGAGGUAGUGCACGCCCGCGACCCCGAGACCGGCGCCGACAUCUUUGUCUUUCCCUCGGGCACCGUCGUGACUUGGUCCCUCCCGACCGAGGAAAUCGUCGGAUACCUGCUCGAGGCCGCCGAAGACCUGCACGAACCAAGUCGCCGCGAAGCCGAGGAUCUAGACUACGUAUACGACCGCUCGCGCGACACAAGCCUCAUCAAAGACGACCUCGUCCCCUCGCGCCUCAACACCACCCUCGCCAAAGUCGCCUUCUCCUCCGGCCUCGCCCGAUCCACCAAGCUCGCCGUCCUCGAGGCCGACCUAGCCUCCUACUUUGAGCAGACCCGCUCUAUCCCCUCCAUCCUCUCCCAGGGCUCCCGCCUACGCCUCUCCCGCGCCUUCAUCCACCAAAGACGGCUCACAGACUCCCUGCCCGACAUCUUUUGGGACAGCCGCUCCGAGCUCGGCCUCGAGGGCUACUACGACCAGGUCGGCCGCGCCCUCGACGUCAACGUCCGCAUCCGCACCCUCAACCAGCGCCUCGACUACGCCCAGGACAUUGCUAGCGUCCUGCGCGAGAUGUCGAGCGAGCGCCACAGCACCCGUCUCGAGGUCAUCAUCAUCCUCCUCAUCGCCGUCGAGGUCGUCUUCGAGCUCAGGCGGGAGUGGAAGGAGCACAAGGCCCAAAAGGCAAAGGCUCUCGAGGCUAACACCGUUGUGGUUACUACCUAA